Moneuplotes crassus is the source of this 1357-nucleotide messenger RNA. The record is from the annotation of a GenBank genome assembly. NCBI's taxonomy places the organism in Eukaryota, Ciliophora, Spirotrichea, Euplotida, Euplotidae.
AUGUAUCUUGGCUGGAUUAUUUGGUGAAGACUCAAGUGGGAUUAUUUGGAUAUCAUAAUGGAGCAGAAUAUGAAAUGUAAUGUUGAAGAGUGAGGAAAUGCACCGAAAUACCAUCACACGUAUUUUAAGAUUAAUAUUUGAGAAGAUCAUUGCCAGCCACAACAUAAGCAGCACUGAAUCAAACUUGGAAAUAUUGAUGAAAUCACGCAGACACUUGAAGUCGUAAGACUUUGUAUAAAGAGCCUCACUAUCUCAAUGGAACUGUCCAACAACAGCACCUUAGAACCCCUCAUAUCCCUCCUCACCUCCAAAGCCGCUAAAAUCUCAUCCAAAAUCCCCUUCAUCCCUCAAAACCCCUCCCUUAUCCUCCCUCUCAGCAUCUCAGCCAAAUCCCUCCUCACCAGACUCAAGUCCACACCUGAAUUCCAGUCGUUCUGCACUGAGACCCAUAUUUCCCUGUUGCAGUCCUACUUGGCCAACACCUCAAGUCCUCCUACUGAAGCCCAGCUGCCUCAGCUGGGCCAGCUGAGGGAUGUGCAGCAGCAUCUGAGUGAGAUGAAGCAGAGGGUGAUUUCUACAGUGGGAAUAGCGACCAUGGCCAGUUUUAGGAAGACCUACUGGUGCUUAACGAAUAAGCAAGCUUCGAAGAAUAAUGAGGUUUUGGUUAAUUGAGAAUGAGAGGAAGACGUGGAAUUUAUGCGGUGAAUUGGAGAGAAUGUACUUCCCAGGUGAUCGAUACUUAGUAUUGAUAAAAUCAAGAAUCAGACACAGUUCGUUAGAGAUUGGUUAGCAAAGUCAACACCUACAAGAUUAACAUUGCUUGAAUUGAACCUUAGCGGACCUAUGAUUCAAGCUGAAGAGAUUUGUGAGGCAAUCAUGCAUGCUAGUCCUUUUAUCACAAAUGGCUUAUGACUGUACGAAAUGAAGAUUGAUAAAGACCAAUUGGAAAACAUCCUCAAGGUUACUUGUAAAAAUCAGAAAUCGCUGUCCUUUAAAUACUGCAAAAUUGAAGUUGAUCAGCCUCUAAAUUUAGAAGACUGAAUGGACUCAUCGAGAUUAGAAGAACUAGAUCUUGGAUAUUGAGGGCUUCCUGAAUACUGUGACUGGCAAAAUUAUCCAAAAAGAUUUAGUCACUUGAUCCAAGGGCUUUCACAGUUAAUGCAUUUUAGGCAUCCGUUUAAGAAAAUAUAUCUUGAAAGAUGAGGCAUUAGCCUUUACGAAGUCAGAGAAAUCCUUUACCAGCAUGGAUUCAUAAAUGUAGAGAUCCAUAAUCAUUCUGUUUAAACAUGAGUUUACAGACAUGCUCAGCAAUUUCCAACAAUUAAUAUAAAUUAAUUAACUAAAUUCUUAAAUUUCA